GUUUAAUAAGUCUGAUAAUGAACUUAUGAACCAUAAGGAAUACUAUUAUAGAUUGGCAGAUUGAUUGUCUACCAGUCGUUGUUGUAUGGUUUACCUAGGUAUCAACGUUUUCUACUGACGUAUCUACUGACUACAAACAGGCUACACGCGACUACACGUUUAUUAUAAUUCGGGUCUUAGUAGACAGUAAUUGUAAUUACAUCUUAUAUUACCAGGCACAAUGUCUAAUCAAAUUGUUGGCAACGAGAGCAACAAGGAGAAUGCACCGAAAAAUGAAGAAAAGAAAAUUCCCAUAUUUUCAAUUGAAAUAUUAAAGAUUAUUAAGGAAGCCCAACAGCAACAUGGCUUAAGGCAUAAUGAUUAUCAAAGAUAUAGAGGUUAUUGUACCCGACGUAUCAGACGUUUACGAAAAGUUAUGCAUUUACAACAGGGAGAUCGAAGGCAUUUUCGCAAGAAAAAUGUUACAGAAACCAAUCUGACAGAUGAAAGAGCUGUGUACAUACCAUUGAUGUUAGCUGAAAGAGCAUGGAGUUAUGCAAUGCAACUAAGAGUUGAAGCUAAUACAGAACCAAGAAAAAAAUUUCAUUUGGUGUCUAGAUUAAGAAAAGCUGCUAGUUAUGCAAUACAACUUCAAAAGCUUUGUGAGUCUGAAAAAUUUGAUGCUCGUACUCAACUAGAAACUCAAGCUUAUGUGGCUUGGUGUGAAGGAAUGUUGCAAUUUGAACUACAAGAAUGGAAGCCAGCCAUAGAAAACUUAAAAAAAGCUCAAAUGAUUUAUGAAAAAUUAGCGUCUGCACUAAAUGAAGAAGAUGCUAUUUUAUAUAGAAAUCGAUAUGAAGAAUUAGAACCAAGCUUGCGUUUCUGUGCUUAUAAUAUUGGAAAUGAGACAGAUGUCAAUCAACUAUUACACUUGCGUAAUCAAGCACAAGGGGAUUUAUUAGUGACAUUGGAUACUUUGAUGGCGCAAACAAGAGAUUCAUUAAGUGAAGUGACUUGGAGAAAUCGUACAGUGCCCGUAAAAAAUUCUCGUGUAAGGACUUUCUUAUUAGCCAAUCGUGAUUUUAAUAGUUUGUUGGACAAAUGCACUACAUUAGCUGAAAAGAGUGAUUCAUUGGAACAACAUUUGAUGGACUGUAAAGAUGCUAUGCUAGCAAUUAGGGAUGACAUUAAAACUGAACAGAAAAUGGAUGGUUCUUCAACUUCUUCAGCAUCAUCAUUACAGUAUCUUCAUACAUAUUUGUCAUUCAUUCGUUUGGAAAGAUCAAUACAACGUAAUUUGUUGUUAAUUGAAAGUGCAUUGGAAAAUGAUGGCAAACAAGGAACAAUCGGGAGUAAGAAACUUCAAGACGUAACUAGGUUAUAUGAGAUUUUGAUACAAAAUAUUUUGGAAGAACAACAAUUGCCUGGUUUGGAAGACGAUUCAGAUUUUCAAGAAAAAUUGAUCAUUAAAGCUAAAGCUUACAAAGCAUUUAGAUGUUAUUAUAUUGGUCAGAGUUUAAGUACUCUGCAUCGUUGGAGGGAUACAAUGGCCAUGUAUGAACGAGCACUGCUUCACAUAUCUUCUGCUAUUAAUCAAGUUGAUGAUGAUUUAAAGACUCGUUUGAGUAACUUGGUGAACACCAUUGAGUCUUCAAAAUACUGCGCUCAUGCUCAAAGUGUUCUCGAACAAGAUAAUGAGGAAGAAUUGGAUAGUUUGAAAAAUGCUAAACUGCAAAAGAUGCCUUUAACAAAACGUUUGGAUGAAUACUAUGAAGAUUCAAGUAUAUUGGGUAAAGAUCCAAAUGUCAUCAAAGUACCACCUGAAAUGGAAGAAAUACCGUGCAAGCCAUUGUUCUUUGAUGUUGCAUUAAAUUUUGUUAAACUACCAGUGUUCAAGAAACAACAACCAGUUUCUGACCCAGCUAAUAAAGAAGGGAUUUCCGGGUUUGUGAAAGGUCUAUGGGGUUGGGGUGGAAAAAAAUAGUGAACAGUUAAUAAAUACAUUUAUAUUUCUGAACUUGUACAUCCAAAAAUAUGGAUAAAUUACUGUACAAUGUACAUUCAAAUAUUAUUUCAUCUUUCAACAUGGUUUAAAUAUUAAAAGUUUGUUCAAAUAAUGACAAAUUUAUACAUAAUUAAAUUUAUGAUUAAUUCAUUUUUUCUAUAUUAUGUUUAGCUGGUAAAAUAUAAUAAUUACUGCUAAUGAAAGUAGCAUUGUGUUUUUAUAACACGGAUGUUAAAUAUUAAGAAAAACAUUGUUAAUAACUAAUAACACGAUACAUAAUAUUUACAAAAUUCAUAAUAAUAAUUUGGUAAUGGUAUAUUUGAUAUUAUAAUGUUGAUGAUAUAUUAUGCACUCACGUAUAAUAUUUUAAUAUUAGUUUUUAAGCGACAGCAGUUGCAAGAGUUGAAUAUAAUAUCCAUAUGUACACGGAUGAAAAUCAAUAAAAUAUACAACAAAUUGGCAAAUCA
Messenger RNA from Metopolophium dirhodum (rose-grain aphid), 2451 nucleotides. It is a transcript of the gene Srp68, whose product is annotated as signal recognition particle subunit SRP68. The transcript is spliced from 12 exons. Gene Ontology annotation, biological process: SRP-dependent cotranslational protein targeting to membrane. The coding region runs from base 221 to 1963 and encodes 580 amino acids. Gene Ontology annotation, cellular component: signal recognition particle, endoplasmic reticulum targeting. The record is from RefSeq and is a predicted model, not a curated record. Gene Ontology annotation, molecular function: signal recognition particle binding; endoplasmic reticulum signal sequence receptor activity; 7S RNA binding. Lineage: Eukaryota; Metazoa; Arthropoda; Insecta; Hemiptera; Aphididae.